Molecule: messenger RNA, 615 nt
Organism: Knipowitschia caucasica
Lineage: Eukaryota; Metazoa; Chordata; Actinopteri; Gobiiformes; Gobiidae
Source: the annotation of a GenBank genome assembly
AUGGAUAAGAAUCUCCAGCCGCUGGAAUCGAGACCGAGUGUGCUAGAAAGUGACAAAGUGGAACUCUGGAAGUCCGCCACGAUGCCUCUGUCCUUACUGAGCACAUUGUGUGUUUGUGUGCUCUGUAUUCUGCAAGUCAUCCUCCAGACCCCUCACCAGCAGAGGCCCUUCCCCCGCGCUGGAGCCUCUCGCUGGGACACAUCACUGGAGCGAUCUCUGCGCCUGGUGUUUGGUGUCAUCAAAAUGCAGAUGUUUUGGGAGCGCAGCAGUGGAAGAAGCCUCCUCCUCGGGCUCAUCAUGAUCCGUGUCACUGAUGGCUGCAGCCUCAUUGACUUCAGUGGGACGCCACGGUGCCCGGCCCCCCGUGGCCCGCCCCCAUCCGUCACACAUCAGGCUUCCAGAGGCCACGGAAAUGCCUGCACGCCGCUGAGAGCUGCUGCCACCUCCUCUCUGCUCCUCUUCUGCCCGCCUCCUCUGGCUCCUCUUCUGCCCACCUCCUCUGGCUCCUCUUCUGCCCGCCUCCUCUGGCUCCUCUUCUGCCCACCUUCUCUGGCUCCUCUUCUAGCCACCUCCUCUGGCCCCUCUUCUGCCCACCUCCUCUGGCUCCUCUUCUAG